Messenger RNA from Fibroporia radiculosa, 1614 nucleotides. RefSeq lists its product as uncharacterized. NCBI's taxonomy places the organism in Eukaryota, Fungi, Basidiomycota, Agaricomycetes, Polyporales, Fibroporiaceae. The record is from RefSeq and is a predicted model, not a curated record. Gene Ontology annotation, biological process: transmembrane transport; nucleobase transport. The transcript is spliced from 12 exons. Bases 1 to 1614 code for a protein of 537 amino acids. Gene Ontology annotation, molecular function: nucleobase transmembrane transporter activity. Gene Ontology annotation, cellular component: plasma membrane.
AUGGCGAAGAAGUCUCCGACUGAGUACUUGAAGCUGUCGGCAUGGGCCCUCGAGCCGGAGCCCUCGACGUUCGCACCGAACGUCAGAUGGUCGAACAAGGAUAUGGACCCGGUACCCGUGCAGGCUAGGACAUGGACGACCUUGAAUUAUGUGGCCUACUGGAUUUCCGACGCGACGAAUGCUGCAGUGUGGGAGCUUGCUUCUAGUAUGUUGGCUACUGGACUAUCAUGGCGCCAGGCGCUGCCAGCUAUCGCUGUUGGCCACUGUAUUAUCGCAGUAGUGAUCCUUCUUAAUGGCACGAUCGGAGCCCGCCUUCAUGUCGCAUUCCCCGUUCUCAACCGAUCGUCAUUUGGAUUCUGGUUCAGUUACUUCAGUGUGAUCAGCCGCGUGCUACUCUCUCUGUUCUGGUUUGGUAUACAAACCUACACAGGAUCAGAGUGUGUCUACCAAAUGCUGAAGGCGAUUUGGCCUUCAAUAGCUCACAUGCCAAACCAUCUUCCUGCAACCGCAAACAUCACUACAUCGGGAAUCAUGUGUUACUUCCUGUACUGGCUCAUUCAGCUCCCCUGUAUGCUGAUCUCUCCUCAACGGAUCCGUUGGCUAUUCGUGGCGAAGGCCAUCAUUGUUCCGCCUACAUGGCUAGCGAUCUUAAUAUGGGCAUUUGUCAAGGUGCCGGCUAGCGAAGGCUUGUUUAAGCAGCAUGCUACAGUGUCCGGUAGCCAAUUAUCCUGGGCGUGGCUCAGUGCGUUGAACAGCGCUCUAGGAAUAUAUGCAACGCUUGGCGUCAACAUCCCAGAUUUCACCAGAUAUGCCAAGAAUGAGAAGGCACAAUAUGUACAGCUCGCCAUUAUUCCGGUCGCGUUUACGCUCUGCGGAUUCGUGGGCAUGGCGGUCACCAGUGCUGGAAUGGUCCUCUAUGACCAGACGCUCUGGGACCCACUGAAGCUCAUCAACCAAUGGGACAACCGUGCGGCCGCGUUCUUCGCAUCGUUCGCGUUCGUGUUGACGACGCUCGGCACGAACAUCUCUGCGAAUUCCCUGUCUGCGGCGAACGAUAUGACGGUCUUGUGUCCGCGGUACAUCAACAUCCGUAGAGGGCAAGUGCUGUGUGCAUUGCUGGGCGGAUGGGCGUUGUGCCCCUGGGAGAUCCUCGCUAGCGCGGAGGGUUUCCUCACGUUUAUCAAUGGCUACACAGUCUUUCUUGGUCCCUUUGCUGGGAUAAUGAUUGUUGAUUAUUGGCUCAUCCACAAGGGCCGUGUCGACGUGCCCUCCAUGUACCGCCCUCAUGGACGAUAUCGGUACAUUUAUGGGUUUAACUGGCGCGCGGUUCUCGCCAUCCUGUGCUCUGUCCCGCCGACGUUCCCAGGGUGGAUCAACUCCAUCAACCCCAAGAUCCGAGUCGGCGGCGUCAUGAACCUCUUCGACUUCGCGUGGAUAUUCGGGUUCACCGUUGCGUCCACUGUGUACUACGUCACAUCAAGCCUAUUCCCCGCGCAGGAGACGUUCCUCGAUGAGGCAAUCCUCGCAGACGACGCUAGUGCUGCGAGUGGGUCCAUCGGGUAUGAGGACGAGAAGAAGAGCGUCCGCGAGGCGGUGACGGUUGUGUCUGCAUGA